AUGCGGCAAUGUCUCGCUCAAAACACCCGAACCAGAGAGUUUCUAAACACAGAGGUGCAACAUUGCGAGACUUCAAGGAACGCUUGCUAAACAGACCAAGCAGACUAGGCCUGGACUUUGGGUUCGAGAAGUCAAUGGCCUUGCUCAAUAGGAUCAAAACUGUAACGUAUCAUGGGUAAAUUGACUGAUCUACAAAUAAUAAAGAGUAGUUAUUUAUGAUGGAAGGUGAUUUGUAAAUCAGUCAGUCGGCAGUCGCUUGCACUAUCUGAUGCACCUUCGAACGUUCAAUGAGAGAAGUAAAACAUUCUUCAUUAGCUAUUAAUUUUAUCGAAAUCUAAAGGCACACCUACAUUUGAGUUAAUGUCUUAAGUAGUUGAACAUGUUAUAACUCUAACCUCGUGAAAGUGUCAAACUGUCACAUUUUCGUCAAAAACGAAUUUAUGUGGAAUUUAUGCACAUGCGCAGUUCGGCGCAAGAUCACGGUUAGACCAGAUGACGUGAUUCUGCGCAUGAGUUUAGCUAGCCAACGUCGCCAUGGACCUCGCCGACUGCAACCGUCGUGAUCGGGAAAAGCAGUUUCUGGCUAGCUGGACUAUCUUUGACUAUGCUCAAACUUCUUCCGUUCCAUAGUUUUUUUUCAGUGAAAGAAUAUCCGGAGUAACCUUGCGCUGGUUUAGAGCCUGCGCAAGGUAAAUACAACAACAGUUGAACAGUUUUUAUCCUCAUUUGCGUGCGAACGAUCAUCAAUAGAGAUGAACAAUGGCGGGCAAAGCGGAGGUGGCUUUCCGUUUGGGCCGAACGUAGUGAAAGAAUCGGGAACAUAUGGAAAUUGUGUCCUCUGUGGGUUAACUUUAACCCAUGGGCGAUAUCCCCAACUUCUACCCUGUUUGCACUCUAUUUGUCAAGCAUGCCUGCCCCCAGUCAAUCCAGGGUUGCAGAAAGAUCUCUCUAUCUCUCCAGCAUGUCCGUGCUGUGACAUGCCAUUUAAUAUUCUGGAAGUCAAAGAUAAUCUCUUUAUUAAGAACUCUUCCAACGAUCUCUGGACUGGUAAUGUCCAGUGUACCUGUUGUGAGGGGUUCGUGGCGAGUGGCUGGUGUGUGGAGUGUGGAGAGGCGCUGUGUUCGGAGUGUGUAUCUGCACACAGAAGAGUGAAGGUCACGAAGGACCACACUAUCCGGCUCCAACCCCCAACAGGAGUCUCCGCUCCCACAGUGUUUUGUCCCACACACAAACAUGAGCCAAUCAAGCUCUUCUGUUUGACCUGCGAUCAGCUGACCUGUCGAGACUGCCAACUAAUGGAUCACAGGAACCACAGUUUCCAGUUCCUCCAUGAGGCGAUGGUCAGCCAGAAAGAGCAGCUUCAGUCCUUGGUGCAGAGAGUGAGGCAGCAGAGAGUUGCAGUGAAACAGAGCCUCCUGGACAUGGACGGCAGAUUGCUAGACAUAACACAACUCAAGUCAAAGCUGAGGGAGAGCCUGAAGAGAAUGCUUUUUGCUACUGUUCAACUCUUGAAAUCGAGAGCCACGUCGCUCUACAACAACAUAGAGACUAUGUGUAAUGCCGAGGUGGCAGGGAUCGAGACGAGACGGAGUGCACUAAACAAACUGGGGCAGAGGCAGGACUAUGUUGCUGACUUUGCUGAGAAAGCCCUGAAUGUGGAGGACUUCUUUGCCCUGCUUUCCUACAAAGGGCAGAUUGGAUCCCAGUUACAGCAUCUCUUGACUCAGAGUACUGAGCCCCCGGGGACCAUGCUUAAGUUGCAGCUGGUGAUUACAGAUGACUUCAAGAAACAAAUAGCAUCCUUUGGUAAACUUUUGGGUGAUAUUGUUCCCUUUGCCCAAUCACAUAUUAGUCAAGACAACCCCCUGGAAAACCAAGAAAGACCCAAUGCUCCCUCUGGCCAGACCUCUUCCAGUGCUCCUAACAUGUCCAUCCAUUCUGUUCCUCCUCCACAUAACCCUGUCUUUCAGCCCCCACGCCCCUCUCACACUGCCCCAUCCAACCCCCCCAGUCAGCCCUCAACUUCCCAGCCCUCCACCUCCCGUGAGCCUCCUCCUUAUCGCUCCCUGCCUGUCCACGCCCCUUCAAGCCUUCCAUUGAGCCAUCCUGUGACACCCCAGCCCUGCCCAUCUACACUAGCCCCAUCUCACCCCUCCCUGAAUAUACAUAAUCCACCAUUCUGUCUACCACCAAACCCUGCCCAGCCAGCACUUGUCCCUGCACUUCAUGUCCAGUCACCAUUGGUCCCCACAAACCCUGCCCAGCCAUCACUUGUCCCUAAACCUCAUGUCCAGUCACCGUUGGUCCCCACCAACCAUGCCCAGCUAUCCCCUGUUCAGCCUCCAACCUCCCCGUCUCUCCAACCACUGAUCGAGGCCACACCUAGACUUUAUGGUAUGUUCAAGGCAACUCCUCCACCUGGACGAUCUCGGAGAGGUAAGGAUGGAAAGUCCUGGACGUUCCACUCAUACUCACCUGUAGAGAUCUGCCACCCACCUUCUGGCUCGUCCUCUCCUGCAGCCGUAGCUCAGCAUCAGAAAAGGAAGUUUCCAAAAUCGCAGCUACUGUGGAUCCUCCAUCAGCCUCCCUCUGUAAACCCCAUCCCUGUCCUCCCGGUGAAAGCCCUAGCAGACUCCCCCUGUGAUAGAAGCCUGCCUCCUACUGGUCUGGCAGACCCUGACCCAAACUCUCAGGCCAUGGAGAACGAGCCCACCUCUACUGUCACUGAAUUGGACACUGACACAGAGGCAGACAGUGCUAUGGAGUUGGAGGUCCCAUCAGCCUGGGCUGAUAGAAAGGCAGCUGCCUGCUCGGACAGUACUUCUUCAGAUCUGCCUUUCACAGGGACUUUGUCUACUGAGAGGACCUCUAAUCAUCUCUCUUACAGUGUCUUAACCCACACCCACCACCCCAAAGAAGAAACUGACACGGACCCUAACAGUAAACCCUCUUCUGUGGGUAGGGCCCAUACUGCCCCCCACAACAAUAAAAAGAUAGCUUAUGACCAACAACAUGAGGAUGCUAUCAGGUCACUUCAUCGGCGUGUGAAUAGCUGGAGAACUGAGCUGCCAACACGCAUUAGAGUGCUACUGGAGGGACCCUCUCCACUCCCCACCAGGACAGGUUCGGUGGUGGCUACUGAAAUGCCAACCAGGCAACCCAACACCACCCAGCCACCGAGCUUGACCAAUAGCAACAAUGUUAACAACUCAAGGUCCUGGCAACCCAGGGUCUUGAUGUUUCGGCUUCCCAUCUCCACCCCCACUCCCGGAUGCUCUCUACCUCAGUUCCUGCUUGUCCAAGGGGCCAGCAAAGAUGAGAUUAUUCUGCAAGAGAUUGCAGAAGACCACCAGUCCCAUGGUGAUGACAUCACACCACCAGAGUCAGACAGCCUCCUCUGGACUAAGGCCCUGUCCUCCCCAGAGAGUCCCCCACUGCUCCAGUAUGUGACCUGUGCGGCCUGUCACACUGUUGGCGGUUCGCUAUUCUGUGUAGAGUGUGGGAGGGGCUACCACCAAGAUUGUCAUAUCCCACCCAUUGGUCCUUCCUUCUGGGAGGAGUGGAAGUGUUCACUUUGUCAGGACCUGGCCGACACCACAGACCCCUACAGUGAUGACAGGCACAGGACUAUGUGCCUCAGCCUAGCAGACCAGAGGAAAUGUGAGCAUCUCCUACUCUUUCUAAGGUGUGAGAAUGACAGAAACAUCCUUUGCAGCACGGCUGAGCCCCCCUCAGAUUCAAUAUGUCUUGACUCCAUACAUGGAAGGCUGCUACAACAUCGAUCACCCCCUUACCGUACCCCCUCCGAAUUUGUCUCUGACGUCUGGGUCCUUUUCGACACCAUGUUGAUGAACUCAAAGGACCAGGAGUUGGUUGUCAAGCUACGGGGCAGCUUUCAGAGGAAGUUAGGGGAAGUGUUUGGGACAGCUCUCCACCCCUCCCUCCUCAGCCACCCUAACAGCAGCUGGACUGAGACGGGGGAACCAACGGCUGCAGAGUCUCUGAAGAGGAUGAGGGAGUUGCUGAAUAUGACCAAAUUGCCAAAAGCUAAGAAACGUCACUCCCAGGUCAGAGUUGAAACUAAAAUGAAGAAAAUGAAAAAGGCUGCAGACUGAAAAAUGGCCAUUUGAAGUAGAGACUCAGAAAUGCUAUGUUGUUAGUCAGUUAUAUACAACUGACAUUGUACUUUUUAAAAUUAAAUUAAAUACAAAAGGGAUUGUGUGUGACUUUGUUUUUGCACAUUUGUAACAACUAUG
Oncorhynchus masou masou (cherry salmon) is the source of this 4256-nucleotide messenger RNA. It is a transcript of the gene trim33l, whose product is annotated as tripartite motif containing 33, like. The transcript has 15 exons. Gene Ontology annotation, biological process: chromatin organization. The record is from RefSeq and is a predicted model, not a curated record. Gene Ontology annotation, molecular function: zinc ion binding; ubiquitin protein ligase activity; chromatin binding. NCBI's taxonomy places the organism in Eukaryota, Metazoa, Chordata, Actinopteri, Salmoniformes, Salmonidae. Bases 753 to 4115 code for a protein of 1120 amino acids.